GAUGGAGACGAUGAUGAGGAGGAGACCAUCUCUCUGGAUUCCAGAAGGCAUGAGGUAUCAUGUUAAGACUGUGAAAGUACUAUUUACUCUACAAUAGUGAGGAGUCCUCAUCAAAAUCAAAAAAUCUAAUUUCUUUUACAGGACCCAGAUGCUAUACAGUGGGAAAACCAGCCUGGCAACAUAGUGCGUAUUAAUAAAAGGACACCACAUCCUGCCAAAUUCCAGCUGCGCUAAUUGUAUUGUGUUCACAGAGCUCACAAGCUAUCAGAAAGUUGUAUGGCAACCACCUCCGGCGCCAAAUAGAACUGGCAGACAUAGACAUUCAGUACAAGAAGAAAAAGAUGGAAAAUCUUGCACUGGAGUCCGAAAUAAAAAAGAGGACAAUUAGGAAACUGGACCUUGAAAUAAAAAAACUUGAGAGGGAGCUCCAAGAAGAUGACACAGCUCAAAAUAAAAAUUAGCAAUCAGUACAACCAAGUCAUCGUUAUAAGGCAUCGCCCUCUUUUGCCCACCCCCCCCAGCACCAGGUGUGGCCACUAGCCUAUAUGAAGGCCCAAAAUUGUGUGUUCCUUUCUGCUCUGACAAUGGCAUGCCCAUUCGUGCGAGAUGUGGUGGAUGAAGAAGCACUUGUGCUGAGGAGAGCCUUCAGGCGAGAAAGGGUCUUCAGGGACCGGUUGGACCCACUGGCCUUCCCUGAUGACCAUCUAUAUGAAAGAUACAGGUUUUCUGCAGAUGGCAUCAGGUAUCUAUGCAGACUACUGGGUCCCAGGAUUAAGCACCGCACUGCACGGAGCCAUGCACUGAGUGUGGAGCAAAUGGUUUGUGUGGCCUUGCGCUUUUUUGCUAGUGGAGCCUUCCUGUACUCAGUGGGGGAUGCAGAACAGCUGAACAAGGCCACAAUUUGCCGCACAAUAAGGAGUGUGUGUCUGGCUAUCAAAGCAUUAGCAGAUGUCUUCAUCUCCUUCCCUGGCCACAGAAGACUCUGUGACAUCAAAGAGGAGUUCUAUAGGAUUGCAGAUGGUCUGCAAUGCUGACUGUGUGAUCAGCAAUGUUGUGGCAAAAUGGCCUGGCUCAGUCCAUGACUCCAGAAUCUUUCGGGCCUCUGAAAUCUAUCAGUGCCUAUCACAAGGUGAAUUCUCUGGUGUGUUGCUGGGAGACAGGGGGUAUGGCUGCCAGCCUUUUCUCCUGACACCUUUCACAGACCCCCAGGAAGCACAGCAGGCCUACAACCAUGCCCAUGCCAGGACCAGGGCCAGAGUUGAAAUGACCUUUGGCCUCCUGAAGGCACGCUUUCACUGCCUUCACAAAUUAAGGGUCAGCCCUGUUAGGGCAUGUGAUAUUACUGUGGCUUGUGCUGUCCUCCACAAUGUGGCCUGCCUGAGGAAGGAGAGGGCCCCCAGAGUGCCACCAGCCAUGGACUGGGACAAUCCGUCAAUCUUCCCUGAUGACGACAGUGGUCGGCUGCUGAGGGACCAAUAUGUGUUGAAUUAUUUUAGUUAGUAUGUGUGCUUUCAAUUUUGGUUAAAUAUGUCCUGCGGUGGCAGAGGAAUUUGGGUUUUUUUGGGUUCGUUUUGUUACGAAUUUGGCCUCUUAUGAUGUUUGUGCGGUAUACUGUGUGUAAUACAAGGCUGCAGGGAGGCUACUGCAUCCAUUCAUUUGUCUGUUCAGUUGAUGUGUAUGGAUUUGUCCUGCAUUUAUUUUAGUGUGCAGACAUGCAGGGUGUGUUAUAUACAGACCUUUGAAUGUGUAUGUAUCAUUUUGUAUAAUAUGCUUGGAUUCUGUGCUUUCCAUCUUGUAGAGUCACUGUGACUUCAGUUUCGAAAGGAGCUGAUGGUUUACCUGCUUUGUUUUGUCCUUAUUCAAUAAAGGAACAUAAUGUUACACAUUGUGUUUUUAUAUUCA
Salvelinus fontinalis (brook trout) is the source of this 1902-nucleotide messenger RNA. RefSeq names its product putative nuclease HARBI1. Lineage: Eukaryota; Metazoa; Chordata; Actinopteri; Salmoniformes; Salmonidae. The record is from RefSeq and is a predicted model, not a curated record. The coding region runs from base 949 to 1500 and encodes 183 amino acids. The transcript is spliced from 5 exons.